Molecule: messenger RNA, 1148 nt
Organism: Ornithorhynchus anatinus (platypus)
Lineage: Eukaryota; Metazoa; Chordata; Mammalia; Monotremata; Ornithorhynchidae
Gene: TP53
Product: tumor protein p53
Exons: 8
Coding region: 270-980 (236 amino acids)
Biological process (GO): protein tetramerization; apoptotic process; regulation of transcription by RNA polymerase II
Cellular component (GO): nucleus
Molecular function (GO): RNA polymerase II cis-regulatory region sequence-specific DNA binding; DNA-binding transcription factor activity, RNA polymerase II-specific
Source: RefSeq, a predicted model, not a curated record
CCCACCUGGACCCCGACCCUCCGGCCUCCGCCUCGCCGGGCCCCGCCUCGCCGGCCCCCACCGUGGCCGUGACGUCCUCGGUGCCGUCCACCGAAGAAUACCCUGGGGAGUAUGGCUUCCAGCUCGGCUUCCUGCAGUCUGGCACCGCCAAGUCUGUCACCUGCACGUACUCCCCAUUGCUCAACAAGCUGUUCUGCCAGUUGGCCCGGACCUGCCCCGUCCAGCUGUGGGUCGACUCCCCGCCCCCGCCGGGGGCCCGGGUCCGGGCCAUGGCCGUCUACAAGAAGACCGACCACAGGGCCGAGGUGGUGAAGAGGUGCCCCCACCACGAGCGCUCUUCCGACGGUGACGGAGCGGCGCCCGCCCAGCAUCUGAUCCGCGUGGAGGGGAACCCCCAGGCCACAUACUUGAAUGACGAGAAGACAACCCGUCAGAGCGUCGUCGUCCCCUACGAGCCACCUCAGGUGGGCUGUGAGUACACCACCGUGUUCUACAACUACAUGUGUAACAGCUCCUGCAUGGGGGGAAUGAACCGCCGACCCAUCCUCACCAUCAUCACGUUGGAGACGGCCAGCGGUCAGCUCCUUGGCCGUCAGAGCUUCGAGGUCCGUGUCUGCGCCUGCCCCGGCCGGGACCGCAAGUCGGACGAGGAGAAUCAUCAGAAGAAGGGGGAGUCCAGCAACCCCCAGCCCCCUUCGAAGGAACCCAAAAGGGCCUGCCCCUCGCCCCCCAAAAGUCCUGUUGAGACCAAGAAGAGGCUGUUGGAUGAAGAAGUGUUCACUCUGAAGAUCCGUGGCCGGGAGCGCUACGAAAUGUUUCGCACAAUGAACGAAGCUUUCGAGUUCAAAGAUGCCAAAGGCGGACAGGAACCUGAGGGGACACGCACAUGCCGACAGUCCCUGAAAUCGAAGAGGGAGGCUCCAGGCCCCAGGAAGGGCAAACGGCUGCUUGUCAAAGAAGAGACUCCCGAGUCCAACUGACAUUUCCCCCUGACUGCCAUCCCCCACGCCGUCCCCACUCCUGAUCCCCCUCCCUCACCUCCCCUCUUCUAAGGCUCUUCGAAAGUGCCUUUUAUAUUUACCUCAGCUCCCCGCUCCCCUCCCUGCUUCCUCCCUGCUUCCUUUUUAUAUGAACUUCCACUUUUUAAA